Bipolaris victoriae FI3 is the source of this 573-nucleotide messenger RNA. RefSeq lists its product as hypothetical. The transcript has a single exon. The record is from RefSeq and is a predicted model, not a curated record. NCBI's taxonomy places the organism in Eukaryota, Fungi, Ascomycota, Dothideomycetes, Pleosporales, Pleosporaceae. The coding region runs from base 1 to 573 and encodes 190 amino acids. Gene Ontology annotation, molecular function: protein binding.
AUGCUCACAGCACCCAUCCUUCGCCUGCCAGUGGAGCUUCAUUCGGAAAUCAUCAAACUCCUUGAUAUUCGCGAUAGAGUCAACCUGGCUUCCACAUCCCGCUACUUCAGAUUCCUCAUUCCUGCGCCAACGCACAACGAGCUUCUAGUCGCUGAGGACAGCGCAUGGGCGAAGUCGAGUCAGCUAUAUGCUUGUAAGGGUUGCCUGAAUUUCUGGAGUUGGGCUAGCUUUGAGGACAGUAUGAGGAAAGGAAAAUGGUGUCGCAGUGGGGCGUUGGCGAGUUCAAGACUAUGUCUAAAAUGCGGGGUAAACAGUGCGCUAUAUACUCCGGGUGUGCAUCUCAGAGUCUGUAAUCGGGCAUAUGUACUCUGCGCUCAAUGCCGGCGACUAACUGAUCAGAUCGGUCGCCAUGGCAUGUGUACUACAUGCUCUCCCGACAUGCCGCGAGAUCACCAGUCUCAGUAUUUCGAUGAUGACGACGACUGGACCUACAUGAAAGACCGAAUCUCCGACGGCAAUCACAUGCAAGAAUUCAGUGACUGGCCUGAAGAAGAGCAUUUAUCUAGGUACUGA